This is a messenger RNA of Dentiscutata heterogama, 373 nucleotides long. Lineage: Eukaryota; Fungi; Glomeromycota; Glomeromycetes; Diversisporales; Gigasporaceae. The record is from the annotation of a GenBank genome assembly.
UGUUUUAAAGAUGCUACUCUUGAAAUAAGUGCUUUAACUUAUCCUACACUUAGCUAUACUAUUUCUAUUUAUAAUUAUUUAUUAGAUUUAAUUAAAAAAUUUCUUAAUGAAGAUUCUUAUUCUAAUGAUAUUAUUAAUAAAACUAAAUAUAUGCUAAUUUUAAAUCAAAAUAAUAAUCAAGUAACUAAUAAACCUAGUAGACUUAUGGCUUAUAUAGUUAAAAAAAGAAAAUAUACAGAGCUUGAUGAACUUAUAAAAUAUUUACAAAAAUCUCCAUCAAAUUGUAAUAUAGAUAUAUUAACAUUUUGGAAGCUUCAUGAAAAAGACUAUCUAAAUUUAUCAAAAAUGGCUAGAGAUUUUUUAGCAAUUCUAG